AUGGCCGCGAUCGUGUGGUGGCUGGCGGCCACCUGCCUGCUCCGCGCCGCCACCGCCGGCAACCCCGACGCCAAGCGACUCUACGAUGACCUCCUCUCCAACUACAACAAGCUCGUGCGACCCGUCGUCAACACCACCGACGUGCUGCGAGUCUGCAUCAAACUCAAACUCAGUCAACUCAUCGACGUCAAUCUAAAGAAUCAGAUAAUGACGACCAAUUUGUGGGUGGAGCAGUCGUGGUAUGACUACAAGUUGCGCUGGGAGCCGCGCGAGUACGGCGGCGUGCACAUGCUGCACGUACCCUCCGACCACAUCUGGAGACCAGACAUCGUCCUCUACAACAAUGCCGACGGCAACUUCGAGGUAACGUUGGCGACCAAGGCGACCAUCUAUCAUCAGGGGCUGGUGGAAUGGAAACCACCCGCCAUUUACAAGUCUUCCUGCGAAAUAGACGUGGAAUAUUUUCCUUUCGACGAGCAAACAUGCGUUCUUAAGUUCGGUAGCUGGACGUACGACGGAUUCAAGGUGGAUCUGAGACACAUGGACGAGCAGGCCGGCAGUAACGUGGUGUCGGUCGGGGUCGACCUGUCAGAGUUCUACAUGUCUGUCGAGUGGGAUAUACUCGAGGUGCCAGCUGUCAGGAAUGAGAAAUUCUACACUUGCUGCGACGAGCCUUACUUGGACAUCACAUUCAACAUCACGAUGCGAAGAAAAACGCUGUUUUACACAGUGAACAUCAUCAUCCCUUGUAUGGGGAUCUCUUUCCUUACCGUCCUCACAUUUUACCUGCCUUCAGACAGUGGAGAGAAGGUAACGCUGUCGAUAUCAAUAUUGAUUAGUCUCCACGUGUUUUUCCUGCUGGUUGUCGAGAUCAUACCUCCUACGUCACUGGUCGUACCACUAUUGGGAAAGUAUCUUAUAUUCGCCAUGAUUCUCGUUUCAAUAAGUAUAUGUGUGACGGUAGUGGUCCUAAACGUCCACUUCCGUUCGCCGCAGACACACCGGAUGGCGCCUUGGGUGAAACGAGUUUUCAUACAUAUUCUACCACGACUGCUGUUUAUGAAACGGCCGCAGUACAAGUUUGACACAACGAGAUCGCGCUACACGGCGUGUGGUGUGGUGGUGCGGUGUGGAGGGGCAGCUCGGCCUCUCUACCCGUACCGGCUGGCAGCGGCUGACGACGACUGCUGCGCACCCGGUGCAUGGCCGCCGCCUGCUGCACCGCCACCCAGACCUCUCACGAGAACACCAAGCAAAGAAGAUCUCACACACACCACCUACCUUAACUCAGGGAUGGGUGAUAGCAACAGGUUUGGUGGUAGCUGUCUGGUGCAUGGCUCGAGUGAUGGCGGAGCGGGACUAGGUAGCGGGUUAGCAGGCGGCUUGGCCGGUGGGCUGGCCAACGCUGAAGACGAGACCUCAGUCCCGUCCCCGACCCGCCGCCUGGCUUCAGUCACUCCGCCUGCCCACCAGAAGUACACAAAACAUGCUUCUGUGUUCGAUUUAUUGCAGAGCACACUAGAAUGCUCGAGGACUCUACUAAGGUUAAAGAAGAUUGGAAAUACGUAGCGAUGGUGCUGGACCGUUUGUUCUUGUGGAUCUUUACGCUGGCUGUGCUAGUGGGCACCGCCGGUAUCAUCCUGCAGGCGCCAACGUUGUACGACGACCGAGUGCCCAUUGACAAGCACUUCAACCAAUACGCGACCUCGUCGCUCGUGCGGUGUCCACCACCCUCGUAA
This is a messenger RNA of Spodoptera littoralis (African cotton leafworm), 1739 nucleotides long. Lineage: Eukaryota; Metazoa; Arthropoda; Insecta; Lepidoptera; Noctuidae. The record is from the annotation of a GenBank genome assembly.